AUGCAUUGUCUCACGUCAGCACAGAAAUGCGUGACGGGUUGCUAUCCGACAACUGCUGUGCAGCUGAACCGGGUGCUGGAGACUACAAGCACGCCCCCACCCACAGCCCAACGAACACAGGACAACCUCACACAAAGCUUGUCAAUCAAGAUGGCAUCCUCGGAAACAACAGCUGCAGCAGUGACUGAGCAGCCCCCUGCCGAUGAUGGGUCAAGCGGGUUGGUAGGGCCCAUGGGGAUGGAGGAACCAACCGUUGGCGUGUCAAAUACGAUGGUCAGUUGGGGGCCAGGGGAGAUGGGAAUGAGCUGCUGUUGGACGAUUUUCUCGUGCCCGUACCGAGCCACUCAAGCUUCACGCCUCUCCUCGAUCACCGAGCAACAGAGGGAUUUCGCGCACUUCUGUAACGUGAGCUACAGCAACCCGGACGACCGCCCCACCGAGCUCCGCGGUUACGAACUCUUACAGGGCGAUAUGCCUCUACGCGACGGGGCCGACGAGUCUGGCGCCACUACUGAACCGCUGAAUGCCCAGCGCUGGAUGGUGUAUCGCCACCCCAACAGGGUAAACCACGCUCUCGUCUUCAGAGGUACUGUCGACAAACUAGACAUAGAGUACGACGCACACCUUCUCACGAAAGGACUCGCCGACCAUAAGCUCAUGAUGGAUUCGGCCGCAUUUGCGCUGAGGGCGAUGGUGUUCUUAGAGAAGCAAGCCAAGGAGGAACGCCAUGCCGGUGCCGGUGGAGCAGACAGUCUCGACACUACUUGUCUCAAGUUCUGGGUGACGGGGCAUUCGCUGGGAGGCUCCACUGCUAUGGGGGUGAUGCUCCUGCUGAACGACCCUGUUGCCAUGGCUGCGACUCUGGAAGCCAACGCGAAGACGCACAAAUCAAGGCAACAGUUCUUGGAGAUGUACAGGGAGAAGAUCGUGGACAUGUACAACGCCGCUGUCGCCGAGAUAUAUUCCAACCGCCCGUACGAACUAGUCGGUGGGGACAUCUUCAACCCCGGCAGCCCCCCCCGAUGUAUUCUGCUAUCCAAUCCGUGUGUGUGUCUGUUCGGGUUGCUGUCUCUUCCGGCGUACAUCAUCAGCCGCUGUGGCUUGUUCUGCUACCGGUGCUGCAAGCAAAGCCGCCAACAUGGGCCUCGCGCGGACCUGCUGGUGAACAAUCACCACGUCCUUGGCGACACCAUCUCGAUGACAUUCCGCAUGGGCAAGGAGCAGAGCUACUGGCCCAACCAUUGGAAAAUGCACGCCAUAGCGCAAUUUCUCUGAAGAGUCGAAUGAGAAGGAAAGCAGCUCGUCUGAAUUUCAAAAUGGGCUGCAAUUUUUUUCUCUUUGGCGCACAUGGCAGGGAUGUCCAUCCGGUUGGGGAAACAUCCAGCUCUUAAUGUACAUAUAAUCCUCGGGGUGUGCGUGACUUUGCCCGCGCUUUAUGCGGCCUAGUAAACUAUGUGUCAUUCCAGUGUUGCUGUAUGUUCCUCAGUUUAUCUUGCAGGCCCCAUGCGCGUGCUUCACGGUAAAGACGCGGCUCGUGCAACAGGGGGCACCUCUAGAACUCGAAUCGAAGUACAGAAAGUAUUUCAGGUGUUUCGCUCCUUUUUAGCCAAUUUGGUGGUGGCAACCGGCAUUUCGAGGCCGUUCCUCGCAUGGCGGUCUUUGUCUGUAUUGUAUACGAGUAUUUGAAUGUGCGAUACGGCGGCCGUAAGCGAAAUUCAGACCCGUCACUCUUCGUUUGAUGAACACUGACGGAUAGCUGUUGAAAAUGGUGCAACUGCCUUGCUCAAGGUAUUGACGUCGGCAUGGCUCCCAAUAACUGUUUCUGAGCUGUCCUCACAUGCACGUGAGUGAGUCUCGUGUCAUGUUUUGUAAGCACACUCUUUUGCGUUUUCAAGGCGUGGGCGUUUUCUGUCCUGCUUUCUUGAUGGUCAUGGUUU
Messenger RNA from Ectocarpus siliculosus, 1937 nucleotides. The record is from the annotation of a GenBank genome assembly. NCBI's taxonomy places the organism in Eukaryota, Phaeophyceae, Ectocarpales, Ectocarpaceae.